ACAACUCUUCAAGCUUUUCAAGAAAAAAUAAACGAUAUCUAUCUCGAAUAUGCAAAACAGUACAACAUUGACGAAGGAGAGUACCAUCUCGAUAUUGUUUAUGACAGGAAAAAUGCAACUGUUAAAAUCAAUAGAAUAGAAGACCUUGGAGAAGACGUUUAUAUUUCUACAAAAUAUAACAACUUGGCAUGGUAUAGAUUUUUGAGGAUGUUAAAUCAGCCUGCAGAAUAUCCAGUACACCCGAACUUUUAUGAAGUCGAAAACCCUAAUGGAACAUAUGAAAAUGUUUUCGACUCAGAUGCUAUUAUAGUUCAUGCUUCAUUUUCUGGUGCACAAAACUCUUUUUUAUGCUUGGCAAAUGACUUUUACGAAAAACCUACAAAGCUAUAUGAACCACCGAGUGGAAGUAUUUCAGACUUUCAAGUAUGGUUUACUACAGAUGGAAGAAAGAGAAUAGUUCCAUUAUACCAUGCGUUUUACUUAGAACUUAGUCUCAUAUACAACUACUAUCGAACGGUAAAAAUAUAA
Molecule: messenger RNA, 528 nt
Organism: Trichomonas vaginalis G3
Lineage: Eukaryota; Parabasalia; Trichomonadida; Trichomonadidae
Exons: 1
Source: RefSeq, a predicted model, not a curated record